Messenger RNA from Microthlaspi erraticum, 1263 nucleotides. NCBI's taxonomy places the organism in Eukaryota, Viridiplantae, Streptophyta, Magnoliopsida, Brassicales, Brassicaceae. The record is from the annotation of a GenBank genome assembly.
AUGGCGGGAAUAGCCAUAGUUUUAGAUCUGCUGAAGAAAUCUCAAUCCAAACACAGUCUCCACUCAUCGUCCCUGUCUUCCGCCUCCGUCGUCGCUUCUACCGCCGCUGUUUCUGCUGCUGCCGGUGCUCCUUUCGCUUCUAGGUUUCUCUUUGGAGCUUUUGAGCCUCGAGUUGCAUAUUGUGAUGCGGCAGCUGCAAUCGACGAUGACUACCUUGCCUCCAUACGAAAACUGUCCGCGGGCGUAUUGCAGCGACAACCACCGCUUACAUACAUUUCUUCUAGCUUUAAGCAAUACGACAUCCAGCCAAAGCCGCUUUUCUCGGCCUUUGAGUUCAGGGCACUCGCAAUGACUACAGUGAGAUCCCUCCUCAUGUUCUAUUUGCCUCUCUUGGAGCCUAAAACGGCCUCAGAGGACGAUGAGGAUUUCCUAAACAAUGCCGCGGAAGCUCCCCGUGCCGACUUGAUCGUUCCUCUUAAAAAGUCCGCAAAGCAAAUUGCCCGUGAGACCACAGUUGUGACCACUCGGAGAGUCCUGGAAAGGCUGGCUGUGAGUUAUGUCUCACAGCGUAUGGCAUGGAAACUUCUAAAGGAUGUGCCUAAAUCGGCUUUACGUAAGGCUGAGAGAGGUUGGCCUACACAUUUAUACAUCUUUAAAGUCAGCCAGACAACUCUUAGAGGACAUUUCCUCGGAAUUGCUGCGUCAUGGACAGUACAAGUAGGUAUAGAAAUAUACAGAUGCGUAUCAUCCCGGUACGUUAAACAUCCCGAGGACGAAGAAGAGGAAGCGAUCGAGAUAGCAGAGCAAGCGAAAGAGCUCGGAAGCAAAGUUGUGGGAAUCACAGUACGAUGUGGUUCUUCCUUACUGUUUGCUGCCAUCGGAGCAGGCAUCUGCUCGUGCCUUAUCCGUCCCUCCACGGGCCAAUGGAUCGGCUGCGCGCUGGGGGAGUUGGCUGGUCCGAUGGUUGUUUCGUUUUGCCUGCAGAAGACUCUUCAAGCUGAUAUUGGACAGGUCAUGGCGGUAGCACAUGUUGCAAGAAAAUGUUUGGGUCGGAAGAGAAGGAAGCGACCAGUUAUGAGAAAAGUACUGUUGGAGUUGGAGAUGAUCCGUUCCUCUCCGAAAGAUAUGGAGCCGCCGCAUGCGUAUGUAAGUGAAGACGAGGAAGAUGAAGGAGAUUUCGAAGUAGUUUACAUAGGGGCUAGGGCUCGAGUCGAGGAACAACGCAGCUUUUACUGCUCCUUCUCCUCGUGCUUAUUUGUGUGA